Molecule: messenger RNA, 1335 nt
Organism: Morus notabilis
Lineage: Eukaryota; Viridiplantae; Streptophyta; Magnoliopsida; Rosales; Moraceae
Product: beta-glucosidase 47
Exons: 10
Coding region: 16-1335 (439 amino acids)
Biological process (GO): carbohydrate metabolic process
Molecular function (GO): beta-glucosidase activity
Source: RefSeq, a predicted model, not a curated record
GAAGAUUUGAAUCUUAUGAAUUACGUGGGAGUGAAUAGCUACCGUUUCUCUAUAUCAUGGGCAAGAAUUUUACCAAAGGGACGAUUUGGAAAAGUAAACGGGGCAGGCAUUGAUUAUUACAACAAGCUCAUUGACGCUCUCCUGGGCAGAGGAAUCCAGCCUUUUGUGACAUUGAGUCAUUACGACAUUCCUCAGGAACUUGAAGAAAGAUAUGGAGCAUGGCUAAGUCCAGAAGUGCAGGAGGAUUUCAGAUACUACGCAGAUAUGUGUUUUAGAUCAUUCGGUGACAGAGUAAACUACUGGGCGACCUUCAAUGAGCCCAACGUUGCAGUUAUUCGAGGGUAUAGGUCUGGGAUUUACCCACCAUCUCGUUGCUGUCCCUCCUUUGGGAACUGUACCGCCGGAGACUCCACCACCGAGCCUUUUAUCGCUGCCCAUAAUGUCAUCUUGUCACACUCUUCUGCUGUCCAUCUUUACCGAACCAAAUAUCAGAAAACUCAAGGUGGAAGUAUUGGGAUUGUUAUGAACUGCUUGUGGUACGAACCUUUCAGCAACUCCUUGGAAGAUAAAUUAGCAGUUGAGAGGGCUCUGUCUUUCUAUAUGAACUGGUUUUUGGACCCAAUUAUACUAGGGAAAUAUCCUGCGGAAAUGAAAGAGAUUCUGGGAGACCAUUUGCCCGCGUUUUCGAAAGAUGAUAUGGAGAAGCUGAAGAAUGGAUUGGACUUUAUUGGCAUUAAUCACUAUACCAGUUUUUAUGCAAAAGACUGUAAAUUUUCUACAUGUGAACCCAAAGCAGGAGCUUCUAAGACGGAAGGUUUGAGUCUACGAAUUGCGCAGAAAGAUGGGCUUUUUAUUGGAGAACCGAGUGAAGUUGACUGGAUAUAUGUUUAUCCCCAAGGAAUGGAAAAGAUUAUAACGUACAUAAAAGACAGGUACAACAACACACCAAUGUUCAUCACAGAAAACGGGUAUGGUUAUAAGGAAAAACCCAAUUUCAAACGUGAAGAUUUACUGAAUGAUGUCAAGAGAGUGGACUACAUGAGGUCCUACUUAGAUGCUAUAGCAACUGCAGUCAGAAAAGGAGCAGAUGUGAGAGGCUACUUUGCUUGGUCCUUGCUUGAUAAUUUUGAGUGGAUUAGUGGUUACACGGAGCGUUUUGGACUCUACCAUGUCGAUUAUGCCACUCUCAAGAGAAGUGCAAGACUCUCAGCUGACUGGUACAGACAGUUCAUUGCUAAUGAAACGAAGCAAUGCCAAAGUGUAUUCAAGGAAGCAGAUGAAUGGAAUCACCAAAAGGGCAAAAACUACAUAACGAGAAGAAAGAACACAGAAUGA